Molecule: messenger RNA, 2836 nt
Organism: Odocoileus virginianus texanus
Lineage: Eukaryota; Metazoa; Chordata; Mammalia; Artiodactyla; Cervidae
Gene: ARL8B
Product: ARF like GTPase 8B
Biological process (GO): protein transport; anterograde axonal transport
Cellular component (GO): lysosomal membrane
Molecular function (GO): GTPase activity; GTP binding
Source: RefSeq, a predicted model, not a curated record
GGGCGCCGGCGGCGGCGCGGGGACGAGCGUGGGGGGUAGGGCGAGUCAUAUGACCCGCUCGGCUUCCUGGCUCCGGCCGCCGCCGCCCGCCAGUGUCCGCCUGUGUCGCGCCGGGGCCCCGAGGAGCCGUUGGGGGGGGGUCCGGGCCGAGGCCCUCUCGUGUGGAGGUCGCCGCCGCCGCCGCUGCCCGCCCGCUCGCCCGUCCGUCUGUCCUCCUUCCCGGCCGCCAUCAUGCUGGCGCUCAUCUCCCGCCUGCUGGACUGGUUCCGCUCUCUCUUCUGGAAGGAGGAGAUGGAGCUGACGCUCGUGGGGCUGCAGUACUCGGGCAAGACCACCUUCGUCAAUGUCAUCGCGUCAGGUCAGUUCAGUGAAGAUAUGAUACCCACAGUGGGCUUCAACAUGAGAAAAGUAACUAAAGGUAACGUCACAAUAAAGAUUUGGGACAUAGGAGGACAACCCCGCUUCCGGAGCAUGUGGGAACGGUACUGCAGAGGAGUCAACGCUAUUGUUUACAUGAUAGAUGCUGCAGAUCGUGAAAAGAUAGAAGCCUCUCGAAAUGAACUACAUAAUCUUCUAGAUAAACCGCAGUUACAAGGAAUUCCAGUGCUAGUACUUGGAAACAAGAGAGAUCUUCCUAAUGCCUUGGAUGAGAAACAGCUAAUUGAAAAAAUGAAUCUGUCUGCUAUUCAGGAUAGAGAAAUUUGCUGCUAUUCAAUUUCUUGCAAAGAAAAGGAUAAUAUAGAUAUCACACUUCAGUGGCUUAUUCAACAUUCAAAAUCUAGAAGAAGCUGAAGCAUCUCCUGAAGUCUUCCAGUCCUUCCUGGCUCUAAUCCUAGAAUUAUUGUCCGUUCCUCUGAAGUACUUCCCAGAAUACGGUCCUUCCUAAACCCAAGAAAUUGCCUUUUUCAGAGUUUAUUUCUCAUGUGCACUGCUGAAGAUGUAUAUCCCUGAUCCUUCAUAAAGAAUCAGCUAGAGUUGUCAUGAUAAAGUCAACACACACAAAAAGACUUCCUAUACAUACUUGUCUUUAACAGUGUGUAGAGCUUUUUUUUUUUUUUUUAAACAAACAAACACACUUUUGACCAUCCUAAAUCGAGAAAAAUUGCAUACUUCUGUUCUGGUCUUUCUGGGCCAGGUUUUUCUAUAUGUUUUCAGUAAAUGUGUAUCUGAUAUUUCAUUAUAGAGUCCAGUAGCUUAAUACUGAUAUUGACUUGAUACAGCAUGACGUUUCUAGUGCCACACACAGUAUUUAGCAAACCUUUAGCUUGACUCAUGUGGGAUAGAAACAUAAUGUUUAUAUAUCUCACAAAUGCAUGUGAAAUAUAUAAUUACACCUUAGGAAUUUUUAAAAAUGGUCUGCAAAGAGUGAGCAGAGGCACCAGAUCAAUGUUGUUAUUGGUUCUUUACACUGGGAAGAUCUUAGGCAAUGAAUUUUAAACACAUUCUGCUCUGUGAGAGUUCUUCAUCUCCAGAAAGCAGUUGGGGGUACGGGAGGAACUGAGGCAUGCUGUUUUGUAUCUGUCCAGAUCAUUACUUCUGUAUUUUUUCUCCUUUAUUUUCUCCUGGUUCAACACACUUUUUUAAGGGGUUGGGAAUUGAAGAUUUUCUCAAAAGCUUUCAUGAAUUUAGAGCAUUCCAGCCAAUAUAAUAAAACGUGUUAAGAAUGUCAGACUGUUCACACACCUGUUUGUUCUUUCUCUGUCCAGUUAUUAAACCAGUGUUGCUGCAUGACACUCUAACUCUUGACUUUUUAUAUUCAGUCAUAAAGUUGACUUUCAGCACAAUAGAUACUUAGAGAUAAAUAAAAAGUCUUAUUUUUCUCUCUUACCGAUACAAGCUUUGGCACUGUUCUCUCCGGUGCCGUUGGACAUCCUGACUGUUGUGACAACUCUAGACCUGCCUGCUUUCUCUGAUGUAAUCAUGCCCAGUCCGCAGGUUGUUGAAUAAUCACAGAGAGAGCGGAGGAACCAGUGCUGUCUGUUGUUUGCUUCUGUGCUGCAGAGAUGUGUGCAGACUUCUGUGAACAUGUUUUGUAGCUUAGUGAUCUCCAUACACAUAAAGGGACAUAUGAAAACUGGAUCACUUGUGAAUCGUUACUUACAUAGCCAUCUGUAGUAGCUAAAAGUCUGUGGUACACCUGCUUAUGUGUUGCCUCACACUGUGUGUGAUUUUGUUUCUUUUGUUAAGCAGCACUCAUGUAGACAGUGCAUUUCCGAACGUGUUGAGCACUCAAAGUGCAGUCAGCGUCAGUUCUUUUAAUGAUACCAAGUUUUAAUUUAUAGACUGCCAUGGCCUUAAAAAUAUUCUGUACAAAACACUGCAUCGUGUUGCACAGACACUACUUGCUUUCCUCCACUCACGUUUUUAUGAGUAGAACCUCAACUUUUAAAAUUCUGUUCUUACUCUUUGAUGCAUGUUGCAUACUUCCCUGAUGGGAUGGAUGGUUCUGUAAACAAAGGGAUAUGUAAACUUGCUACUGUAUCUCAACACCAUUAAUGGUCACUGUGAACCAUUACCAAGAAUGUGGCAACUUGCUUGUGCCUAAAAGGAGGAACCAGAACUCGAAUGUGUAACUUUGCAGGGACCGCAUAGGUUCGUUUAAUUGACCUACAGCUGAACCGUAAUGUGUUUGUGUGUCUCUUCAUUGCUUCCAGCAUUUCAAGACAUCCAGACACUACUACCAACAUUUUCCUGUGCAUUAACUUCUGCAUGUGAAACCUAACAGUUACCGAACUUUGUAAAUACAUGAAUUUUUUUAAUUUAGGUGGAUGCAUUUUUUUGUCUGUUUACUGCUCUUCUCAGCUUUAUUCAAUAAACUUGCAUUUUGAGGGUUGUA